AGAGUAGGGGGGUAGGAGCUGGAAGGUUCGAGAAGAGCGUGGCUUUUGGUUUUGAGACGGCGACGAGAGAAGGUCGAGAGAAAAAGACACGGAAGUUUUGGGGUGUUGUUGUUCACGAAGGGGUGAGAAGUUAGUGUCAAGGAGAGGUGUCAUCCUGUCAUCCUGACUUUGUCAUCCUGACUUUGUCAUCCUGACUUUGUUAUCCUGACUUUGUACAUCUCGAAUUUGUAUGUCUUGGCUUUGGAUGUCUUAUAACCAUUUCACAUUGGUGAUAUUAAUAUGGACGACACUUUUAAGGCAAGGUAUUUACUAGCAGGUGAGCUCGAUUAUGAGUUGCGUAUAAGGGGAAUUGUAACCAAGCGUGGUAGUGAUGAUAAACGGAGGUUGUUGCAGCGUUCGGUUGAUAAAGACAUCGGUCGACCACUAGAACUAAUUUUGGCGUAUAAAGACCCGCAGUUUGAUUACGAGCAGGAAGUAGAAUCAAUUAAUAGUACGAUUGAUAGUAUUAAACAGUUGAUGCCGGAAUUUGAAGGUUCUCCUCAAGAUGCUUUAUUUAAACGGUUGCGAACGCGAAUUGCUCAUGCGACUCUUCGGGUUCUUAGAAUUAAAAUUCCUGACAAUCUUUCCGAACACGACGCUAAAGAAAUGGUGGAGUUCCGUAACGAAUCUCAUGCAACGUGUGCGCUACUCGAGGCCGAAUUGUAUGAUAAGGUAGAGACCACCGCAUCGCCGCAAGUGUCUUCUCCGGUUGCUCCCGUUAUUUUUCCGUCAGUAGUUCCUUCGCUUCCACUAGUUGUCAAUACUAAAUUAGUACCAAUUUACAAGUGGGGGAUUUCGUUUAGCGGUGAAGCCCAAGGUGUAGGGGUUAAUCAAUUUCUUGAACGUGUUGACGAGUUGUGUCAGGCCCGACAUGCCACUAAGGAUGAUUUGUAUAACUCAGCAGUUGAUUUGUUUAGCGGAAAAGCGUUAUUAUGGUAUCGAGCUGUUAGACAUAAAUACGUAGAUUGGGAUUCGUUAGUGAACGCGAUCAAGCAAGAAUUUCUUCCUAGUGAUUGUGACGAUAUUUUAUGGGAUGAUAUUAAAAAUAGAAUGCAGAGCAAGGGCGAGUCCAUAUCAAUUUACGUAGCAGUGAUGGAAACACUUUUCUCGCGCCUUUCGCGUGCUCCGUUAGAAAUCACUAAAAUCAAAGUAAUCCAAAAAAAUUUGGGCUUAGCAUAUUUGAAUCAUUUAGAGAUCGCGGAGGCAAAAACGUUAGAUGAAUUAAUUAGGAUCGGUAAGAAAAUCGAGCAGAUGCUUAGUUUGAGACAAAGAUCUAAGGUUCCGUGUCGACAGUCGUGUUUGUUGGAAGCCGAGUUGGCUGGUGUACAAACACAACCUGUUCGGGAUACGUUUAAGGAAAAAUCCAGUAACGAGAAAAUUUCUAAUUUUGUGGUCCCGUCGAGGGCAGAUGUACAACCUUUCGGUGAGGGUGAAGUAAAACAAGGCAAGGAAGAUCCGCGGAAGACCCUAUUGAUCUGUUGGAAUUGCCGACAACCAAAUCAUAGCUACCGCAAUUGUGUGGCCAAGCGCGUGAAAUUUUGUUACAAAUGUGGUCUGCGGAACGUGACUGUAGCAUCUUGUCCAAAAUGUCGUUCGGGAAACGAGUAACGGAAACACGAUUUUUAGGCCGGUCGUCGUUUCCAAAGUUUCACAAGGUCAACGCUGAUCGGAGCAAUCGUUUCGGUACUACCUAUUCUAAAGUAAAAAGUUUUGUUCAGACUCGCGAUGAUUGGAACAAAUGGGUUAAUUUUGUGCGUCAAUUUUAUAAGAGUAGUAUUAGUCCUAAAAAGGGGGAAGUCGCUCCUACAUUUUCGAAAAGGGAUGGGGAUAACAGGCCCUUUAUUUCGGUUCAAUUGAAUGGUAAAUUUGUCGAGGGGUUAUUAGAUACUGGUUCUAAUUGCAGUAUUAUCGGACGUGGUGGUUUAGAUUUACUUAAACAACCGCGAUAUCAUAUAAAUAUGGUUCCUUCCAAGCUAAAGGCCGUGAUCACCGCAGAUGGAAAAUCUCACUGUGUUGCAAGCGCAGUGGAACUGGAGAUUGGGUUGCAAGGAAGGCGUCAUAAAAUUUUCUUCUAUGUAGUACCUGAUUUGAUACAUAAAAUAGUUUUGGGGAGUGAUUUUUGCAGACUUUUUGCGUUAAAGUUGGACUUUCGAACAUUUUCUUAUGAAAUUUCAAGUGCGGGUUUAAAUAAUGGUCGAAAGCAGCCAAAAAUAUCGCACGUAGGUGCAGUAGAAGCAUCAACAGAGUUAAAUUCGGAUAUCGAUCAGUUAAUAUCUACGGAUUUUGAUGCGGAUAGUCGAAAGAAAAUAGAAGAAGUAAUUGGGGAAUUUAAAAAGUUGAAUUACACCGAUCAACUGAGUCGAGCUACAGUUAGUCCACACCGUAUUGACACCGGAAACGCGCCUCCCUUCAAGCAGAGACAGUUUUGGUGGUCUCCGUAUACAGGGUUAGUCACGAGAGAAUUACUUCUGAAAAUUAAUUUUACGCAACCCAAAAUACGAAUACCAUGUACCAUUUGAU
Molecule: messenger RNA, 2559 nt
Organism: Zophobas morio
Lineage: Eukaryota; Metazoa; Arthropoda; Insecta; Coleoptera; Tenebrionidae
Exons: 2
Coding region: 280-1647 (455 amino acids)
Molecular function (GO): zinc ion binding; nucleic acid binding
Source: RefSeq, a predicted model, not a curated record